UCGUUCUCGCCUCGCCUCCUCCGGAACUGAAACCCGAGCACGAGGUGAGCCCAGUCUCGUUCCCGGGCUCGAAUCGAUUCGAAGGCGUCGCCUCCUCCGCGGCGGCGCCUCGGCUCGCCGCUUACCCACUCCCAGGCUCCCACCGACUCCUCCAUCCCCAGCAAACCCUAGCCCGCGGCCACCUCCGGCGUCGGCCUUCAUGGACAGGGAAGACGCGGAGGAGGGUUCGGCCCCGAAGCGCCACAAGCGUAGCCACCAUCGCCACCACCACGGCGGGAGUGACCCGGAGGACGCCGCAGGGGCGGAGGGGAGUGCCGGCGCGGCAUCGCUGGCGCCGGGGGAGGCGGGUGAGGGCGCGAUCGCGCUGGAAGAGGGCGCCGCCGCCGCCGCGGACGCGGGGAGGGCACUCGCACCUGCUCCGAAACCUGAUAUUAAUUCUGAUGCAAUCUUAGCGAGAUAUCCACAGUCACAAAGAGUGAAGGAAGAAAAUCACAAGGAUGCUGAUUUGAAUGAUUCGAAAUCAAGGGAGGAAACUGAAGAGAAAUUCGAACAACUGGUAUCAAAGCUAGGAGGGAAUGUUCCUGAAAAACACAAGGCUGAAGCAAGAAAGAGGGCAGAUGUUACUCUGAAGAAAUACAGCGAGAUACAGUUGCAGAAGCAACAACUGGAAAUUGUCCGCUGCAGUAAUAAUGAAGGGACAUCUGGUAACCAGAAAACGGUGGGUGUUUCGGGUCUUGGAGAGGGCAUUCCCAUGAGUGAAAGAUCAGAGGAUAUAUUUGCCAAUGAUAUUUUUGGAGAAUCACCUACUGGAGCUCAAGAACUGGGCAUGAAACGUGGCUUCCUCAUCAAGGAAAAUGCUCAUUGUGAUAAUUGGGACGAUCCAGGAGGAUAUUAUACUUACCGCUGUGGAGAGGUUCUACAUGGACGUUAUGAAAUCAUGGCAGGCCAUGGGAUGGGAGUUUUCUCUAAUGUUGUCCGGGCAAAGGAUCUUAAAGCUGGGAAAGAUGAUUCUAAUGAAGUAGCUAUCAAAAUUUUAAGGAACAUUCCUGUGAUAUACAAGGCUGGUAAGCAAGAAAUUUCUAUAUUGGAAAAGCUGGCUAGUGCCGAUCCUAAAGACAGGCGGCAUUGUGUGAGGUUUAUUUCUAGUUUCAUGUAUCGAAAUCAUCUCUGUUUGAUCUUUGAAUCUCUUCACAUGAACCUACGUGAGCUUCUAAAGAAAUUUGGUUCCGAUGUGGGGAUUAAGUUGACUGCUGUAAGGACGUACUCGAAGCAGCUUUUCAUCGCAUUGAAGCAUCUUAAGAGUUGCAAUGUUCUUCACUGUGAUAUCAAACCAGAUAAUGUGCUGGUAAAUGAGGCUAAAACUAAGCUGAAGCUGUGUGAUUUUGGUAGUGCUAUGUCUGCUGGAAUGAAUGAGACCACGCCUUAUCUUGUGAGCCGCUUCUACCGUGCACCUGAGAUUAUUCUUGGGUUGCCCUAUGAUCAUCCAUUGGAUAUGUGGUCAGUUGGCUGUUCCUUAUUUGAACUUUACAGUGGAAAAGUCUUGUUUCCUGGUAAAACGAAUAACGACAUGCUUCGGCUUCACAUGGAAUCGAAGGGUACCCUUCCUAAGAAGAUGCUUCGCAAGGGAACCUUCGCAAAGGAACACUUUGACCAGGAUUUUAACUACUUCGAUGAGAAGGAUCCGGUGACGAAAAUGACUGUGAAGAAACAUCCUGUUAUGAACAUCAAACGACAGGAUCUUAGUUCAUUUGUUUCAAGCUUACCUGGCGAGGACCCAAAAAUGCUAUCCAAAUUUAAUGAUAUCCUGAAAAGAAUAUUAGUGCUAGAUCCGGAAAAGAGGUUAAAGGUGGAACAGGCACUUAGCCAUCCAUUUGUAUCUGGCGAGUGAAAUUCAGUACAACUUAGAAACUAAAAUUUUGGCUUGAACUCGUUUAGACUUUAGACUGGUUUACAUUUCUGUCCUUUUCCUAUGCCACCGGAGCUUUAAGACCAUGAUAGCUGGAUGGGACAUGGAACGGAUGACCAGCUUGGAUAUUGUAACGCGCAAGCUUGGAUAGAUUUGUAAUAUAUCGUAAGACCGCUUGCUUGAACACGGUUUCUUUUCUUGUGCA
Molecule: messenger RNA, 2111 nt
Organism: Panicum hallii
Lineage: Eukaryota; Viridiplantae; Streptophyta; Magnoliopsida; Poales; Poaceae
Product: serine/threonine-protein kinase prp4-like
Exons: 12
Coding region: 200-1888 (562 amino acids)
Biological process (GO): peptidyl-threonine phosphorylation; peptidyl-serine phosphorylation; mRNA cis splicing, via spliceosome
Molecular function (GO): ATP binding; protein serine/threonine kinase activity
Source: RefSeq, a predicted model, not a curated record